AUGCCACACUUCGACUCACGACAUCAACACUCGCAAUCCUCUACAACCUUGGAAGCUGCGCGAGCCCAACUUCGAAGGAUCAAAGAUAGCCUGAGGCAGUCGUUCUCCUCCAGGCCUCAAGACCAAUACAUUGGUAUUGCUCGUUCUCGAUCUGCGACCAAGCUAGGUUUCCAGAAAGGACUAGAAAUAAUUCAAACUCUCGGAUCCUCCAAAAUUCCGCUUUUAGACACAAUGAACCUGGCUCCAGAAACUGAUGGAGCGGCCGAGAGACUGUUCAGAAGAGGCCAAUCGUCAAACCCUCAAGCUAAUGUUGCAGCGAUAUUCGUCCACGCGGGAGCAGGCUACCAUAGUACCACGAACGAGCACAUACAUCUCGGCGCAUGCGACAGUGCGGCUCGGAUGGCCAUGCGUGUGCUGAAUGCUGGCGGGACUGCCGUUGAUGCUGUCGAAGCUGCUAUCAAGGUCCUUGAAGAUAAAGAAAUAACAAACGCUGGCUAUGGCAGCAAUUUGGCAAUCGACGGAGUGGUCGAGUGUGAUGCUACCAUUGUUGACUAUCUGGGUCGAAGUGGUGCUUGUGGAGCUACAGCUCAAAUAAAAAAUCCGAUCCACUUGGCCCGAUCGAUUCUUGACGCCUCCAGCAGGCCGCUAUCUCUCCGGAGAGUCCCACCUAAUCUUUUGGUCGGUCAAGGCGCUACCGACUUUGCUUGGGAACAUGGAAUUCCUGUUGUUCCACAUGAGAUGCUGGUUUCUCGAAAUGCCAGAGACCGCUAUGUAAGAUGGCGUGAAGAUCUGAGACGUGUCGAGAGUGGUGGACGUGGGACCCCUGGUUCAAGCGCGAACAGUAGUCAAGCCGAGGAAGAGAAGCUAGACUUUGAGUACGAAGAGCGUAUUCGGGCAAAGCAACGACGAGACCACACUCUAGCGAUCUUGAAUGGCACAUGGAAUGAGGGUCAACCAGACUCACCCUCAAGUUCUCCUCAGGUCACCCCAGCUCUCACUGCAAGCCGAGAGCUUUGCUCCCAGGAUCCAUGUCCUGCCCUCCGCUCCCCAAGCCCUUCGGCAUUCCCCUUAUCCAACACUCGUGCUCGUGGCAAGUCUCCCACUGGGCAACCUGCAAAGCGUCCGCGUUAUGGUGAAGAGCGACGCACCCACUCGUUGCUCGGUCCAAAUGGCGAAUUACACAAGAGCCCCCCAGACGUCACUCUUACUAGAAGCGAGUUCCUCCUAAAGGAACCCUCUAACAACCCUAACGGAAGCAGUGAUGGCUAUCAAUCUCCGACUAGUGAUACCGAGACUGAUUUUACCCCAUCUCGAGCCUUUUUCGAAGAGGGCACCGCAGAAUCUCCAUCAAAACCGUUCAAGAGAGCAGAUGAAGAUUCCAUCACAGAUACUGUCGGUGCCAUUGCCAUCGAUAUGUUUGGACACAUUGCCGCAGGCUCGUCGUCUGGCGGUAUUGGCAUGAAGCACCGUGGCCGGGUGGGCCCCGCUGCUCUUGUCGGUAUCGGCAGCGCUGUUAUCCCUGCUGAUGAUAGAGACGAGGAAGAAGUUGCUGUAGCAGCCGUGACGAGCGGAACCGGUGAACACAUGGCAACUACCAUGGCAUCUCAGAAGUGUGCAGAAAGACUCUAUCACAACACUAGACGCGCUGAGGGCGGUGCAGACAUUGAGGCUACUGAGGAAGAGGCUAUGAUUUCGUUUGUACAAGCCGACUUCAUGAGCCACCCAGGUGUCGCUGGAAGCAACUCAUCAGGCGCCAUUGGUGUGAUGGCUGUCAAGAAGACUCCAGGCGGAUACUUCCUACACUUUGCACAUAACACGGACUCUUUCGCCUUGGCUUCCAUGCACUCGAGGGAAAGAGAAGCCAAAUGUGUCAUGUCGAGACUCGGUGAUCACGGAAGCGUUGUACAAGGAGGAAGAAAGAUUCGAGUCGACUGA
This is a messenger RNA of Drepanopeziza brunnea f. sp. 'multigermtubi' MB_m1, 1935 nucleotides long. RefSeq lists its product as uncharacterized. Gene Ontology annotation, molecular function: asparaginase activity; beta-aspartyl-peptidase activity; threonine-type endopeptidase activity. The record is from RefSeq and is a predicted model, not a curated record. Gene Ontology annotation, cellular component: cytoplasm. NCBI's taxonomy places the organism in Eukaryota, Fungi, Ascomycota, Leotiomycetes, Helotiales, Drepanopezizaceae. Gene Ontology annotation, biological process: protein maturation.